Messenger RNA from Menidia menidia (Atlantic silverside), 5034 nucleotides. The record is from the annotation of a GenBank genome assembly. NCBI's taxonomy places the organism in Eukaryota, Metazoa, Chordata, Actinopteri, Atheriniformes, Atherinopsidae.
CUCUCAGAUCACAGAGCUGAGGGAGGCUGAAGGUGUGUGCAUGUGCUAACUCUCAUAAGCUCAGCAGGCUUACAGGAUAACUUCAUGGCUGCUGGGAUCAGCUUCCUGACUGAAAGGUGUAGACAAGCAACAGCUGGGCUGACAGAUCUGAAGCGCUCUGGAUUUCACAAUCAUCUGGAUUGAUCUCUCCGUGUCUGAGCAGCUGCUCAUGAAUUUCGUUCUCAAUUUCUACUUUUUCUCAGAUCAACCUGAACCUCUGUGUUGCUGGAGCUAGCUGUUUUAGUCCCACCAGGCUGCACUUCUGUGUCACAAAGAGGCAGCGCUGGGGAGACAGGUGCUCCCCGUGUCCACAGCUGGACUGCCGCCCUUAAAGUGUUCUGCACCUGCUGAGACCUCCUGGACAUUCCUUGCAUUGCCUCUGGGAUGGUGUGACUUGCAGCCAGCUGUUGGCCACCCCACGUUUGGGUCAAAAUGCCUGUCAUGAAGGGCCUCUUGGCCCCUCAGAACACAUUUUUGGACACCAUUGCUACGCGUUUCGAUGGCACCCACAGUAAUUUCCUGUUGGGCAAUGCCCAGGGCCAACGGGGAUACCCCAUUGUCUACUGCUCAGACGGUUUCUGUGAACUGACAGGCUUCACAAGAACAGAGGUGAUGCAGAAAAAUUGCACCUGCCGCUUCCUGUAUGGCACCGACACCAGCGAGCAUGUGGCCCAGCAGAUGGAGAAGGCUCUGGAGGGCCGACAGGAGUACCAGGCUGAGGUCCACUUUUACAAGAAGAACGGUGCGGCCUUCUGGUGUCUGCUGGACAUCGUGCCCAUAAAGAAUGAGAAAGGGGAAAUGGUUCUCUUCCUAUUCUCAUUCAAGGACAUCACUGACAUAUACGGAAAGGGACUCCAUGCCAGCAAGAGGGAGGUUUCAGACAGCAAAAGGUGCAGGAGGAAGAGCAGCUCUCACUUCCGUGAGGCCAGAAAGCGUGGACACACCAUGCUGUACCAGCUGAGCAGCCACUUCUCCAGAGGAGGAAAAAGAGACGUCAACCUGGGAGGAAGCAUGGUUGACAAGCCUUCAAUACCAGAGUACAAGGUGGCAGCAGUGCAGAAGUCACGCUUCAUUCUGCUCCACUAUAGCGUGUCGAAGGCCCUUUGGGACUGGCUCAUUCUGCUGGCCACCUUCUAUGUAGCUGUCACCGUGCCCUACAAUGUCAGCUUCACACCGCACGAUGACUCCGUCACAGCUGCGCGCUCCACCAUAGUCAGCGACAUCGCAGUGGAAAUGCUCUUUAUUCUAGACAUUAUCCUGAAUUUUCGCACCACCUUUGUGAGCCAGUCAGGCCAGGUGGUGUAUGAGGCUCGCCCCAUUUGCUUACACUAUGCCACCACUUGGUUCUUUGUGGACUUGGUGGCUGCCCUGCCCUUUGACUUGCUAUAUGCCUUCAAUAUCACAGUGACCUCCUUGGUCCACUUGUUAAAGACGGUGCGCCUCCUUCGCCUCCUCCGUCUUCUUCAGAAGCUUGACCGCUACUCCCAGUACAGUGCCAUGGUGCUGACGUUACUGAUGUCAGUGUUUGCCUUACUGGCACACUGGAUGGCCUGCAUCUGGUACAUGAUUGGACGCGGUGAGAUAGAGACCAGUGACACCUGGGAAAUAGGGUGGCUCCAUGAGUUGGGCAAACGACUGGAGACUCCUUACAUUAACAGCACAGUGGGCGGCCCGACAGUGCGCAGCUCCUACAUCGCUGCCCUCUACUUUACCCUCAGCAGCCUGACCAGUGUGGGCUUUGGAAAUGUCUGUGCCAACACCGACGCUGAGAAGAUCUUCUCCAUCUGCACUAUGCUCAUCGGCGCACUGAUGCACGCUGUGGUCUUUGGUAACGUGACAGCCAUCAUUCAGCGUAUGUACUCACGGCGUUCUCUCUACCACACACGAAUGAAGGACUUAAAGGACUUCAUCCGUGUCCACAGUCUACCCCAGCAGCUUAAACAACGCAUGCUGGAGUACUUCCAGACCACAUGGUCUGUCAACAAUGGCAUAGAUGCCAACGAGCUCCUGCAUGACUUCCCAGACGAGCUGCGAGCCGACAUUGCUAUGCACCUGAACAAGGACAUCCUCCAGUUACCGGUCUUUAAGGGGGCCAGUCGUGGCUGCCUUCGCUCUCUCUCCCUUCACAUAAAAACCUCUUUCUGCGUGCCUGGGGAGUACCUGAUCCGUCAGGGUGAUGCACUCCACGCCAGCUACUUUGUCUGCUCUGGUUCUCUGGAGGUUCUUAAAGAUUGCAUGGUGCUGGCAAUAUUAGGAAAAGGGGACCUAAUUGGAUCUGACUUACCCGGAACUGAGCAGGUCAUCAAAACCAAUGCUGAUGUGAAAGCACUCACCUACUGUGACCUCCAGUACAUCAGCGUGCGUGGCCUGAGGGAGGUGCUGGAGCUGUACCCGGAGUACGCCAGUGUCUUUGCCUCCGACAUCCAUAACAACCUCACUUACAACCUGCGAGAAGGAAGCCAGGAGGAGGGCCUUGGCAGAUUUUCCAGGUCACCCAGGCUUCCUCAUCAAGAACCUAGACUUCCCUCAAUUGUGGAGACCAAGGGGGAUGACUUGGAUGACUCGUUCCAGCUCUCUCCGGCCACACGUUCCCGUCGCAACCUCCUGCUGCCCAGCUUCACCAGCCCUGUUCGCCGUACCUCGCUGGGGAACCUGUUGGGGGAUGAGUUGAGGCAGUUCAAUGCACUGCGGCGCUCCCGUUCGCCCAACCUCAGUCGUGGCUUCCUCGGGCAGAGUCUCUCCCCUCAGCCACCAUCAAAAAAACAGCACGGCUGCUCCGUGUCAGUCACAGCUCCAGCUUCUACGUCAGCUCGGGAAGAGUCAAAUGUGGAGAAGAAGCCCACAAAGCUGCUCAUUCCAACUGUCACCUGUUUUCCACCACCGGAUCUUAGCCCCAGGGUUGUAGAUGGCAUAGAGGACAAUGGGCACACAUUCCAUUUCACUGUGGAGCGCAGCGGGCCCGGCGCCAGCACAGGUGGCAGUACCCAGGAGUCCCCACAAGCUACGGCCGCUCUAUUUAUGGAGACAGAAGAAGUCAGGCAAAGCAUCAGUCAACUCAGCCUUCAGAUGAAUACAUUAAACCAGGAGGUUUCGGAGCUCACAAAGGGUCUGCACCACAUGAUGCAUCUCCUCCAGGCUCUCACACCUGUACAUUACCACAAGACUUCAUUAUCCUCCUACCCCUAUUCUGUCCAAACGGCGUCCAACCCUUCCACGACCCCAAAUACCGGCAUGCAACUCAACCCAGGUUUACUGCACUGCCUCCAAAGUGAUCCUCGGAGCCUCAAGGCCCACAGCCACCAAAGUCCCACCGCUUCUGCCCGCUGGGCCUGCAGUGGAAUGACCGAGUCCCAAACGGAGAGUCGCCGGCCUUCUACUCCACCCGCUAACACCUGUUUACCACAUUCUGUAAACCCUCUAUUUAAGCAGGGCCAAUGCCACAGCUCUCAGAACAAGUCCUCGCAGCUGUGGACCUGCCAUUCACUACGUAGCAUGAGUCCAGACUACGCCGUUGGAAGUCCUGCUCUGGCACGUCGUGCAGGACACGAAGAGUCCACACCUCUCAGUUCUAGCCCCACCUCUAUCAGCCAGUCCCAGCCCACUUUGUGCCUGCAGCCUCCAAGUGAUAGUCACGAAUUAUCUUGCCUUUUGUCCAGUGCUCCUACAGGAGCAUCCACACAGAGCUUGCUAGAUGCGUUACCCUCUUACUCCAAUCUCAACCUUCCACGAGCCUCAAAUGAGGCUAUUUACGCUCUAAUGUCUGCCCCCCCACCUCAUAAUCUGAUCCAGGAUACCUCUCUCUUCCAAAUCGAUGACUCGCUCCCCUCCAUCCAAUCUGUCUCUUCUUUAGAUUCAGGAUCCCCACACAGGGAUGUUCUAGAGUCCUGUGUUCCCCUGGGCAAUGCAGCUGCUUUAGAGCACACAAGUUUGGAGUGCCUGCUGGGAAACAGAGACUCCAUGGAAAGCAGGGACAGCGAAAGUGCAUCAUCUCGAAGGUCCAGCAUUGGCGUCCAGACUCAGAGCACUGAGCAGUCUUGGUGCCUGGACCUCACAGACUGAAGUGUCCAUGUUUUUAUGGACAGAGCAGGAUGAAACAUCACUCAGAAAGACCCUACAUUUAUUGACACACGACUUCUUUCAGUGUUUAAAAAAACUGGAGAUUGUUGGUGGGUGCUCUAUUUUCCUCUUUUGAUUCUUGGGCUCUCACAUUUGUCACUUUCUAUGCAAAAGCAUGUAUGUGUGCAUUAUGUUGGCUUUAAUGAAGUGUGUCUUCUACUAAACCUCCACGACAGUGGCUGCAGUAUAUGUUGUAUAUUUUUUCCAACAUCCUCAGAGCAUUUUGCCAUCGACAAUACCUGUUACCUCCUUGCAUGGUAAAGUUUUUUAUUCUUUUUCCUAAGGAAAAGGUUUCCAAGUUAAUGUGUAAGCAUUUCACAUGAAAACCUAAUGAUUGUGUGCACAAAUACUGUAUUUAUAAGCCAGAAAAGUCAUAGGUAUGGGAUAUCUGAAUAUACAAAGGAACAAAUUGGUCUCUUGACUUUGCAUGUAUGAAACAGAGUAUGUCCACCUAUUUACAUACAUUUUCGUUUUUACCCUAAUGUUUUUCUCAGUUAAGCAUUCUCAUUUCUAAAUUCAUAAAGUUUCAGACUGGUGAGUACCAUUGAAGUCUAAGUAUGACUGUACAAAUAACUAAUGAAUUCAGCUAAAAUUGAAUUGAACAUUUCCUUUCUUUGCUCUCCAGAUGAUUUUUCCAGAGAUUUUAGUGAUUUUCCAUUCAUAUACCUAGCAUCUACGAUAAACAUAUCUGCAGAUAAAUUAAACAGAAAUCUGUAUUUAGGAAUAAAGUGGGUCCCAUAAAAUAUUUCAAUCUUUGUCAUUUGCACAAUAUGAAUGCCUUGGCGUUGCUAACUGAUGCACCUAUUAAGAUAUUCUAAGUAUUCAGAAGUUUUUGUUUUUUUGAAUGAUUCCUGUUUGGUUGACAAAAUAAAUAUGCAG